CAUGUAUUGACCGAAUAAGAGUGUCUUUUACAGUCCGACCGGAACACUUUACAACUUCUCUGUGCAAGUGAGUGCUGAAAGCUCUUACUCCUCCGCGGUGGCAGAAAAUAUGCGACCUGCGACCUCCAAGCACCAUGACGGUAUGUUGCCAUCAGCUCCAAUAUCUGGGACGGGGUCUCAAGCAGAUCAAGAAGCGCACUACCGCUUCCUCCACAGCAUGUUGAUGGAGAAGAAGCUCCACCUGCUCUUUAAGAUCUACGAGCGGCUGCGGCGCUUUGUGAAGCGAGGUCCUGUUCCCGUUCAAGAGCACGCAACCAGUCUGGCCUCGCAUCUUUUUAAAGACCUGAUCCAGCAUGAAUGGAGAGAGGAAGUCAAAGAACUGUUUGCCCUGUUUUCCAAACCUCACUUUAAGAGUCUUUUGCAUGUCCAUGAUGCAGUCGCUCAGAGAGACUAUGAGCCUACGCUGCCACCAAUACCUGACAGCAUAACGGAUGACGAAGACGAUUCCGUCAAGAUUGUCAGCCUCGUCAAAACCAAAGAGCCCCUGGGAGCAACAAUUAAGAGGGACGAAUCCACCGGGGCGAUUGUCGUGGCGAGAGUCAUGCGAGGAGGCGCUGCCGACAAGAGUGGCCUGAUCCAUGAAGGAGAUGAGCUAAAAGAGGUGAACGGUGUCUCCCUGGAGCGCAGGAAGCCCAAAGAAGUUCUUCCCCUCCUGGCACGCUCUCGAGGUGACGUCACAUUCACAAUCGUUCCUGCCUCCUCCAAGCAAGAUGUGUCGUCCAAUAAAAAGUUGUUUGUAAGAGCGCUCUUUGACUACAACCCAAGAGAGGAUCCGGCGGUGCCGUGCAAGGAUGCAGCAAUUGCUUUUAAAAGAGGCGACGUGCUGCAGAUUGUCACCAUGGAGGAUGACGCCUGGUGGCAGGCCUGCCUUGUUACUAAUAAUAACAACUCCCGAGCAGGACUCAUCCCCUCACAGCAGCUCCACGAGAGAAGAGUUGCACUGCAGCGACCCAAAGCCAUGUUCCAACCGCAGCAAGUCAAACCAGCAGUUUUUCCAGUCGAGGAGGAUGUCGACUACGGCGCUAUAACUGGAAUCCACAUUGCUGGCUUGAGAAAGAGUUUCCGACUCGGCAAGAAGAGUAAUUGGGUGAAAGAAGCAGCUCGUUCCAGGAGGUGGAGCUCCGGAGUUCAUGACUCCAUUUGUCCACCUACCUACGUCGAGGUCAUCCCUUACCACAAAGACCCUAAAGACAGACACCGUCUGGUCGUAUUGGUCGGCCCCAGCGGUGUUGGCGUUAAUGAACUGAAGAGGAGGCUCCUGAUCUCAGACCCUGACGUCUAUGGUGUAACUGUACCAUACACCACGCGUGACAGGAGAAGCCAAGAGACAGAAGGAAUGGAUUAUCAUUUUGUGUCGGUCCUCAAAUUCGAGGAGGACAUUCUCAACCACAGGUUUAUAGACUAUGGGAGAUACAGAGGCCACUACUAUGGAACAAGUCUGGACUCAGUUUACCGUGUGAUGGCUGAGGGCAAAGUGUGCCUACUGGACGUGCACCCUAGUAAACUCAAGCGUGUCUACACGUUUGAAUUCAAACCGUAUGUGGUUUUUGUGACGCCACCCGGUAUCGAGGAGUUACGCCUCACCAGACGGAGAGUCAAAUUCAUCUGUGAGAAAGAGGACGCAAACCAAGCCAGGAUGUUCUCAGAGGAAGAUUUUGAAGACAUGAUUCACUUGGCUGAAACCAUGGAAGCCCAGCAUGGUUACAUGUUUGACAAGGUGAUCGUUAACGGAGACAUCGCCACGGCCUUCAGAGAGCUUAAGGCGGACCUCCAGCGGACGGAGGAGGCAGAGGUCCGCUGGAUUCCUGCAGAGUGGCUUCGCUUCUCGCCAGCAAUGGCAAGGAGGAGUUGUGGUCUUUUGGCUGGCUGGAUUUGAACUUUAACGUAGAUGUAAGCAGAAUUUUACACGGAUUAGUGGGUAGUGCAUAGCUUUCUGCUUGUAGCACUCAUUUCCCCCAUUUAUGAAAGGUUUUCCAUUUAUAAACAAUGCCUGCGAUCGCUACAGUAUGACUUUUCCAUAAAGUUGUCCCUUAACAUGCAGCUAAUUACGUGAACAGACUCUAUCUUCCAUUCUUUGUCGCAGAGCCAGUUUUUCUAUUGGUAUUUUGGCUAAAAUAACAUAAAAAAAUAAAAAGUGGGGAAGGGUGAUGGGGGGGGGGCGUUCUGCUCAGCAGAGCUUGUGGCUGAGCGUUAUCCUUCCCUGCCAAGUCGCAAACAUCAGCAUGGAAUUAUUCUGACAGCUGCUGCACUUCAAUUAACUGUAAUGCACACCAGAGGAAUAUUAUUAGUAGCAGGCGGGGGAAACUGUACAAUUUAGGGGCAUAAACAAGAAAACAUUCCCUUAAAUCCUGUGCAGACGCUUCAGUUAAAUCAGGGGUGUCCAAAGUGCGGCCCGCGGGGCCACUUGCAACCCCCAAUAUUUUUAUUUAUGAUGUAUAUUGCAAUACAAAUUUGACGUGAUCUGUUCCGUAUUUCUCUUAUUUCUCUUAUCUCUCAUGUGAAAUGUGAAUUUCUCUUGGAGAGUAAUAAAGUAUCUAUCUAUCUAUCUAUCUAUCUAUCUAUCUAUCUAUCUACCUAUCUAUCUAGCAUCUCUGUAUGUUCUUCAAGCGCAUUUUUAUGUUCCGUGAGAGUGACGACCUGCAUCGUUGUGAUUCCCUGUCUACCCAUUGAUAUCGAGGCAGCAGUCAGAGCCGGGGCUAAGAUGAAAAAGUCAAGCGGCAAGGAAGUGGAGAUUCAAGCCUUUGGUACCUUCUAUUAUCAUGGGAAACGUGAAUUCACUACCAAGCAAGAUCGACGUGCUGGCAAGAACUUUCAGGGAGCGCAGCUUAUUUGUGCCUCAAUGAAUGGCUAACAGCUAGCGUGCCUGAGGCUAACGUGAGGAGCUAGCCGACUUCAUUACAGUCAGAGCGACCAGGAACACAAGAGCCUGUGGAAAGCGUAAAGGAGGUGGGCUUGCACUGUAUGUGAACAAACUGUGGUGUCAUCCUGGCCAUGUGAACAUUAAAAUGUCCAUCGAUACAGCAUUUUUUUAAUAUCGGUUUUCAUUGUCGGGGAAAAAAACCCGAUACCGAUGUCUACCGAUAUCACAUUUUCAUGCAAUAUCGGGACGAGAUUAUAUGUGGACCGAUAUUAUCGGACAUCCCUAGUAAUUUUAGUAGCAAAAGUAAAAAAAAUAAUAAUAAUUUGAAGUUGAAGUUGGGAAAAUUAGGUUGCGAAAAAAGAUAUAAAAAAAUAUAUGGGGAUAAAGUCAAAAUAUUACGAGAAGAACAUUUACUAGAAGAAA
Molecule: messenger RNA, 3343 nt
Organism: Dunckerocampus dactyliophorus (ringed pipefish)
Lineage: Eukaryota; Metazoa; Chordata; Actinopteri; Syngnathiformes; Syngnathidae
Product: MAGUK p55 subfamily member 7-like
Exons: 17
Coding region: 110-1936 (608 amino acids)
Biological process (GO): protein localization to adherens junction
Cellular component (GO): plasma membrane; cell-cell junction
Molecular function (GO): protein binding
Source: RefSeq, a predicted model, not a curated record